UCGAUUCCAUCGCUGUGUACCUAGGGGGGCUGCCUGGGGCAGCCGUUUAAACACGCGAGCCUUGUUGUGAGGUCCCAACGACGUCGGUGGCGUUUGGAUUACCGAGCGUUUGAAAUUACUUUGAACAACCGACCGACUACGAUAGAAGGAUUCCAGGAAUUCUAGAGAUGGCUCUAUUGUUCACGGGUGGCAACGGGUCGCAAUUAGGCGCAUGUAGAAAUUUCCGAGAAAGAUUUGAGCGGCAGAUGUGCCACGAACAAUGAUCGGGCGAUCGAGUGGUUUGUGGGUACGUCCGCGCGCGGCGGUUACAUUGGUCUGAAAGAAUUUAAGAUACAGUACUAACUGCUACAGUCAUAAAUAACUACACUUUUCGGAAUGAUAGACUAAUAUGUAUAUACCACCAACAUUAUCAUCUCAUUGAAAUUUCAUUUGUCAACAUAGUAACCAGUAAGUAACGUGUGGUAAAAAAUUGUAGUUUAUUCGUUUGGUCGUUUAUAGUUUGGUCUUGACAUAGGUACUAUACUAUAUGUUUUUUUCCUACCUAAUCUGGUAGCCUUGAGAGGCUUUGCCAGCGUAACUUAGCUAGUAGGUGAACUCUCGGAGCUCUAACCUAGGGGUGUUGCUAACACUGACCCUAGCAAGAGCAGGGCUUCGCAGAAUCUACCACCGGAUCGGAAACGCGACCCACUGAGAAGAUCCGGCGAGAAACUCAAUAGGCUUAGGACCGUAAUUGAGAUGCAGCUCAUUAUUAUCUUUAAUUGGAAGAUAAUAGAUAGUUAGAUGUGUACUUGAAAAAUCGUGAAAGUGCACGUGUAGCCAGAAGGAUAAUAAUUUUAAGGAAUGAAAAAGUUUGAACAGAGUAAUAUUAUAUCGAGUGGUUUCUGAGAUUUCAUUGUCUUUUUACAAAUUUACAAGUAUUUACAACCGUUAACACUAAUCCCGCUUUCGUAAAUUCAUAUUCAUGUGCGUAAUUCGGCAAGCAGAUUUCCAGUUUAUUUAAACAUCUUUUGGUCUCCAGCCAACAAUGCCGACGUACCAAGAACUUCACUCACGUGCCCUCAGCAUAUCUUCCAAGAUCGAGACAAUAAAAGACCAGUAUGCCGAUGGAAAAGCAGCUGGUAUUUAUAAUUUGUUAAUCGGAGACAGCAAUCAGAGAACAAAGUACUAUAAAGACUUUUUGAUUGGUAUGCUGAAGAAGAAUAACUGCAAGAAUAUUCUCGACGCCGCAUGUGGUACUGGAAUAGACUCAAUAAUGUUAAUUGAUGAAGGAUUUAAAGUUGUAUCAGUGGACGCUUCUGAUAAGAUGCUAAAAUAUGCUCUCAAGGCUCGUUGGGACAUGAGACAAAACUCUAAGUAUGAUCAAUGGGUAAUUGAAGAAGCCAACUGGGAGACACUCCCGCAAGACAUCGAGACGUUUCUACCAGAUACCCAGUUCGACGCCGUCAUAUGUCUCGGGAACUCGUUCGCCCAUUUGUUGGAUGAGUACGGAGACCAAAGGAUGCAGAAGCUGUGUCUGAGCAACUUCGCGAAAUGCCUGAAGCCAGGCGGCCUCCUGUUUAUUGAUCACAGGAACUAUGAGGCGAUAGUCAACAGUGGAACCACUCCGGGACAUACUUUUUAUUUUAAUAGUAAGCACCCAGUAGACAUUAAUACCUCGGUGCUGGUCGUACGUGGUGAACCUGUACUCGUUAUUUUAGAUUACUGCGUAUAUCCUUCCGACGAUGGAGAGUUAAAGGAAGCGAGGGAGUUCAGUCUGCGUUACUACCCACAUAAGCUAUCAACAUUCACGAGCAUGCUGGACGAGGCAUUCGACAACCGAGCCCGGCACCACAUCUACGGAGACUUCCAGCCGCUGGACAAGGUCCCCGUCCCUGCCUUCUACAUACACGUCAUGCAAAAGGCUAAAAAUUAAACAAUAAUUUGCAUCUGAAAAUGAUCCGUAUUUCCAACACUUUUAAGGAAAAUUUGUUUAGCUUAAAGUAGAUUCUAGGAUCUGAUUAGAUCAACGUCAAUUUUAAAUUCUUUUGAUUUAAGACUGAUUGGAAAUAAUUUUGAUUUACUUUUUUCUUUCGCUGUAAUACUUACAUGGGAUUAAAUAAUUUAAAAUAAACUGUUGACAAACUG
Molecule: messenger RNA, 2124 nt
Organism: Bombyx mori (domestic silkworm)
Lineage: Eukaryota; Metazoa; Arthropoda; Insecta; Lepidoptera; Bombycidae
Product: glycine N-methyltransferase
Exons: 5
Coding region: 1025-1912 (295 amino acids)
Biological process (GO): S-adenosylmethionine metabolic process; protein homotetramerization; regulation of gluconeogenesis
Cellular component (GO): cytosol
Molecular function (GO): glycine binding; identical protein binding; glycine N-methyltransferase activity
Source: RefSeq, a predicted model, not a curated record